GGUGACCCGUCCCGCCUUGCCUUUGCGGCCUGACUAAUACGCCGUAGACAUGUCCGGCAUUCCUUACGACGGUAACCUGAACUUCUGCUUCCCCGUGAAGAACUUCUCUUCAGAUCGUGUGAAGCUGGUCCUCUUCGACCCCAGGAUUCACCUCGAACCCUACUUCGAGGCUCAAUUGACGUGGCCGGAGGUCUGGGCGCACAGCGCGUUCGGUCCAUAUAAGGCCAAAGAAGAUCUCAACGAGGACUUCCUUGAGAACGUCAUCCAUAAGAGCCCUGCUGUCGUGAUGUUCGUCAUCAUCGACAAGACCAAACCUGCGUGCUCGUUCGAUAGCGAAGGUGCCUUCGCGGGCGUGCUCACCUAUCUGAACGCCUCCGAUCGCAACCUCGUCACCGAGGUCGGGCACAUCCAGAUCUUCCCACCAUUCCAGCGUACCCACGUCAACACUCACGCAUGCGGGUUGCUGAUGCAGUAUGCGCUCGAGACGAAGGAAAAGGGUGGGCUCGGUUGUCGUCGAUGCCAGUGGAUGACGAGCUCGGCGAACCAAAAGUCUCAGAAUGCCGCGAUCAGGCUUGGUUUCCUUCACGAGGGCAUCUUGCGCUGGGAUCGCGUUUACCAUGACGGUGAUGCGAGGGGUAAGCCUGGUAACGGAAUUGCGCUUGCAGGAGACCGAGAACCCCAUAACAUUGGAAGGCACACGUACAUCUAUGGCUUGUGCUGGGACGACUGGGAGAAUGGUGGAAGGGAGAAGCUGCAGGCUUUGAUGGAUAGGCGAUGAUCCUGGUUGAAGAUGGUGAUGCUAACGUCUAUCAUGUACCCGUCGUGCUCUUACCCCUCAAGCUGAAGUCAAUAGAGC
Coniophora puteana RWD-64-598 SS2 is the source of this 856-nucleotide messenger RNA. RefSeq names its product GNAT family acetyltransferase. Bases 50 to 778 code for a protein of 242 amino acids. NCBI's taxonomy places the organism in Eukaryota, Fungi, Basidiomycota, Agaricomycetes, Boletales, Coniophoraceae. The record is from RefSeq and is a predicted model, not a curated record. Gene Ontology annotation, molecular function: protein-N-terminal-alanine acetyltransferase activity; protein N-terminal-serine acetyltransferase activity. The transcript has 2 exons.